This is a messenger RNA of Carcharodon carcharias (great white shark), 1233 nucleotides long. It is a transcript of the gene tnmd, whose product is annotated as tenomodulin. Gene Ontology annotation, biological process: negative regulation of angiogenesis; negative regulation of endothelial cell proliferation. The coding region runs from base 1 to 1098 and encodes 365 amino acids. The record is from RefSeq and is a predicted model, not a curated record. The transcript has 10 exons. NCBI's taxonomy places the organism in Eukaryota, Metazoa, Chordata, Chondrichthyes, Lamniformes, Lamnidae.
AUGGAGAGGCAGGGGUGUCAGGUGAAGUUGUCAUGGCCUGGAGACACCUGCAUAGCUUUGGAUCUCCUCAAGGUGGCAGAUGAUGUUAAGAGAACCACUGUCAUUGACCAAACAGAUCUGCAAGGUCCUGAGUACUCAAAGCAAAAAGAAGACUACAGAGACUUCUUUAAGACAUACCAAUCUGUAACCAACAUUCUUCCAACAAAAAUUGCCUCAGAUUGCACUGGAAGGACCUUUGCAGCGAAGAAAAAACACAAUUACCUCGCACGAUAUUUGAAGUUUGGGACACUAGUAGCUCUCGUGGCGGUUUUCCUGCUCUUUGGUUCGUUUGGUAUUCGGUACUACUGGAAACAGAGGGAGAGCAAGGUUUAUGACUUCUUCUACCGGAUAAACAUCAACGGGACUAUCAAAGAAAGUUUAAUGAAGAUUGAUGCUAGAAACAACUUUGAGACCUUCACAACAGGAAAUAGUAGUGAGGAGUCUGUGGAAAUCCAUGAUUUUAAAACUGGACUAACAGGGAUACGGUUCGCUGGAGGAGAAAAAUGUUACAUCAAAAGCCAAAACAAAAUUAUUCUUCCCAAUACUGCGCCCAUCAAGAAUGAUGAAGAAUUGAUUAGUUUGCAAGAUGAAAUUACGCCAGUGAAGUUUGAUGAGUCUCUUGUUUGGGUGGCAGCUGAACAACCAAUUAAGGACCAACAUUUUCUACUGAAUUCAAAAGUCCUGGAAGUAUGUGGAAAUCUUCCUAUUUAUUGGCUUCGUCCAUCAUAUUUGAAAGACCCAGGAUUUUAUGAUUUUGGAGAACCAGAGGAUGCUGAAGAAGAUGCACUCACUGUUGAAUUGGAAAAGAAACCCAACAGAAAACGUCCAUCACGCUCCGUGAAUGACUAUAGGGCGUAUGGGUUCGACUUCGAUCCUUUGCUUGACCAUCAUGGAUUCUGUUGUGCUGAAUGUCACCGUGGACACCAACAUUGCCAGCGAGUCUGUGAACCUCUUGGUGGCUAUAUGCCAUAUCCUUACUACUACCGAGGUUGCCGCGUUAUCUGUCGGAUUAUCAUGCCAUGCAAUUGGUGGGUUGCACGCAUGCUAGGGAGGGUAUAAAACACAUGUGUCAGCAAACUGGAAUGCCUAUUCAAGCCUCUUUAGUUCUCUCUCCUUCAAAGUGCCCAAGUCUUUGUAUCCAGCCAUCAACAAUUUUAAAAUUGUCAGUUAAUGGUUCUAUUAAAACAAAGAAUU